AUGCCAUCACUGAUUGAACAGAAGUAUGGAGUGCCCUUGGAUCUGGCGCUGAGUUUCCUGAGUUGGCGCGACUUAGUGCCGGCAUCCGCGGUUUGCACUGCUCUGCUGGCCGCGCAGUCAGGGCGACCUCUUUGCUGCUGCAGCACAGCCGGGCCGCUAACAGCCUUACCGUCCACCGAUGGUGCCUUGCGCUGGCUUGCCAGGCGGGCAGCUGACGGUGUCGGCGGAGGGCUGCACUUUCUGAAGAUCAGCGACACGGCCUGCCACCACACGGAUGCUGGAGCUGUCGCGAUUUCCAGUGUCUGUGAGACGUUGCGAGUCUUGCACUUUCACAGCAAGGUGGCGCGAGCAUGCGAACCUCGGCUGACACCCAGGGCAUUGCAGAUCUUGUUGGGCAGCGGGAGCAGCCGGCCUGCUCUAAGCCGCGUGGUUCUUCAUGGAGAUGCUGUGACGGAUGCGGCUCUGGAGCUUCUGGGCGGCUGCCCGCAACUUCGUUCGCUGUGGCUCAGUUGCUCCGCCCAUGUUUCCGGGGCGAGCUUGAAGAAGGUCAUCUCAGCUACACAGCUGGAGGACCUUCGUCUUGACAGCUUGCUGAAAGCCUCUGGUUGUGACGUUGUGGAUGCCAUCGCAACGAAACCGCUGCACUGCUUCUUGGCGUCCGAUGCACCGCAGUUUGCCUUGCUAUCCGGCUUGGAGGUGGGUCGCUGGCAGGCGGUGCGGCGCCUCGGCAUCUUGUUCGAGGCAGGCUGCCCAGCAGCUAUGGUCGGCUGCCGAUCGCUGGAAGCAGAGGCGGCCAUGGCAUUGGGGGCCUUGCCCGUGCUGGAGGCCCUGGCCUUGGCGAACGUCCAUGUGGGAGAUGUGCUGUUGCAGUCCUUUUGGCAGGGGCGUUUGCAGCCGGCAGCGAGGUCCAACCUCCGAUCCCUGUCGCUUGAGGGCGCCCAUGGAGCUACUUUGCAAGGAGUCUGGAAUCUCGUACGAGCCCUUGGAAAGGAUUCACACCAUGGGGACAUGGAUGAGCUGCAGCUUACAGCAAGCCAGGCCUGUCCGAUCGACGACCAUGCCCUCCAAAAGAUUGUGAGCUGCGGGAUCCGGUUCCUCACCCUGGAAGGUGCCAGCAUCAGCAAGGCAGGAAUCUGCCGUUGUGUUGGGCUGCAAGCUCUGCGAUCCAAGUCUUGCGCUCAUCUUGACUUGCCGCCAAAGCCGCGGCUUGGCCCAGCAGCCGGGCGGCGCUUCGAAGCCGGCCGUCGAAGUCGUCCAAGCGGAAAUAAGGGGACCAAGGCGGAUGGAUCGACCUCAGAUGUCUUGCCGGUCUUCCCCGAUGUCCGGCUUUUGGGACCUGACCAGCAGCUCUGCUAUUGGUGGAACAAGGGCUACAAGUACGACGACUUGAGUUGGUAUGGCCUCGAGCACUUGACAGAAUGA
Symbiodinium sp. CCMP2456 is the source of this 1422-nucleotide messenger RNA. Lineage: Eukaryota; Dinophyceae; Suessiales; Symbiodiniaceae. The record is from the annotation of a GenBank genome assembly.